GAGUGAAAGGCGGCCCGGUCACAAUUAUUGAAUUAUAAAGCCGCUUCAAUUUCCCAUAACCAAAUCGCUUCUCAAAGAGUCAAAAUCUGUAGUGGACUAUGGCGAUAAACUCGUUUGCAUUACGGAACCGGAAAUAUUUUCGAAUGGAUGCGUAAGAAAAAUCAACACGGGGGAGAAUAACAUUUUAUCAUUAACAAUGACGCAAUCUAAAAGUUUUGUCAAUAAAAAUUACUAUGGGAAGGCAAUGGGGGAAACAUAUACCGAAAAACAAACAAAUUUCAAAAACAGAAGAAAUGAACAAAAUGAGCAAGAACAACUAACAUAUCUACAAAAUUACAAUGACGAUGUAUUGGCAACAGAAAUGGCUAAAAAUAUAACCAAUUCGGAACAGCCAAAAAGUUGCUACGAGCUGCCGCACUUCACCGAACAUAUUCAAAAUUCAAGAUCAACAUCGAAAACACAGUCCUCUCCCAAAAAUAUGAAUGAUUUAGAAAAAAGUCAUCGACAACAACAAAGUGUAGACAAAGACGUGAAUAGCACAAACACAAGAGUAGAAAUAAUAAAUAAAUCUCCACCUUCACCUCCACCGAAGGAACACACAGCAAAAACAAUAGAGAGCGUGAAAAAUACAAUGCCGAAGGAAGAGCAAAUCAUCAGCAUCGCAACCAACGCUCAAACGAACAUAUCUAAUAAUCUCUAUGAUAUUAAUUUCGAACAUUGCCAACAGCCAUGGUCGACUUAUCUCACUCACUCAGAAGUGCGCGAUCCGUCUACGCAGGAGGGUCUAAUCGUAAAUGGCCCAGUUGUGUGUGAAUCAAGCACUACGCGUAUUAAGAUAGAACCAGUCCCACCCCCCGCUGACCAGUCGUUAUAUGCAAAUGAAGCAGCAACAGCAUCCACCUCCACCAACUACCUGCUGACAUCAUUGAUAUCCUCUUCACAUACGAACACAACUACAGAGGCGCCAUUUGUGCUGAAUGAGUGCCAAAGUUUAGUAACAAACAAGUUUUUGUCGAAUUUAAAAAGUGACGCCUUUGCAGUCCGUAACGUUUCGACGAUAUAUGGUGAUAAGGAAAAAGCAUCAGCUGAAUCGCAGCCAGCAGCGAAAACAAGUGUUUUUGACAGAGGGGUGGACAUUGAAAUGACCCUAACAACAGUUCAAGAACAGAAAGAAGAAGAUAAUAUCAGUGUAUCGUCAUAUCAAUUGGAUGAUAUUCCAAACUCAUCUGUUGACGAGGUAUUGUUCAAUGAAAUGAAGUUCGAAAUGAGUGGUGCUAAAAUCGGGUCGAACGUCACUACGCGUACGUCGGGUGGUAGUAGUCAAGUUAAAGCCGAGUCAAGCCCAUUGACGGUAGCAAGUGGCAGCGGUGUUUUGUCGGCAGUGACAGAUAUAUCGAAAUUAGCGAAUUUCGGCAGGUCGCGGCGAGAUUGUAGUCUUUUAUCCCAUUCUGAUUCCAGCACAUCUUUCGACGCAAAGGAUUCUGUACUUCCUGAACGUACAUUGCUUCGAAGGCAGAGACGUUUGCACUCACAGUGUUCAAAUGAUAAGCAGGAGGAUCCAAUCGAGCGGUUGAAUCGCUUGCGAGCGCGAAUAUCGGGUGCAUUAAGCGAGGUGAAAGUUGUGCUAAAGCAUUAUAGUGUUGAUGAUGGUACCGAAACUGAGCAGAAACCAGCACAAGCAUGCUCUGUUUCAACUAUAAAUAGGCCCAAUGAUUCUUCAAAGUUCACUGAUUCACAAGAAAUUGCAACCACAGAGGCAACUGUAAAGGAUGAAGGUCCGGUGAGUUUUCGUUUUGUUAGAAAAGUUCGGCGCCAGAGCGUGUUCAGUGAAGAGGAAACCAAUGAAGUGAAAAAUGUAGCAAUACCCGAAACGGCAGAAAUUAAAUUGGCUACAGACGAUGGCGAAAGUAAUAGUUUUAUGUUUCCAAAAGAAUACACCAAACCAGAAAAAGGCACCAUAGAGGUUCAAGACAAAGUUUUUUCGGCUCUUUUAGACCCUAGGUAUGGAAAUAAUAAGAAAUUAAAUGGAAUUGAAUGCUCGAAUUUAGAAAAUUCUGUUGUAGUAGUCACAUCUCCAGAUAAAAAGAAAUCGGUGAAUUUAGAAGAAAAUAAUGGAGCUCAUAAUUUGGAACUCACUAAGAACUUUAGAGAACUAGAAAACAAAUCCAUCCUGGAAGCUGUUGUAGAGUCUAAACUUGAAUCUCGAACUACAGAUAUCGAAGUCGGUAAAGUUGAUAUUCAAAGUUCUAUUACUGACAUUUCCCAUUUAGCCGCUCUGAAGGCGAAAGGGAGCGAAGCGGAUGAAUCUCCAAAGGGAGUUGAGUUAAAAACGGUUGAGCCGCAUACUCUGAAUGUACCAACAGAUGAAAUAAGAAAACCAAAAAAACGGGUUAUAAAAUCAAAAAGCAAUCUUCGAAGAGCCUCUAUUGCCGCGGUUGAAAGUUCACAAAUCGACCCACCCGUCAGUCAAGCCAAUAUUCCUCUUGCUAUUAAAAUACAAAGACGGCCUUCAGAUUCCGAAGCAAUAAUAAAAAGAAAAGCCAAAACUUCAGAAGGAAUCAACAAUAUAUCAACGAAAAAUGUGAUAACAGUAAAAGAGAAACAACCGCCCGUGAAAAAAAAUGCCACAGCCUCAAAGGCAGAAUUAAAGGUUACUACUUCAACGACACAUAUAGAAAGCGACACAAUAACCUCUGUGGACAAAGCGGCUGUGAAAGUAGCCACCAAAACAGCAGUGCCAAUAUCAUUAGAUACGUUGCCAACACAAUUAGCAAUCACAAUCGGAAUCGAUGAUCCACCAUUGAACAGUGAUGCAAAGCUAGAUAACACGAAAACCGAUGAUACGCAAGCAUUAUCAAAUUCAACAAAUAAUUCGCGGUCGCCAACGAAAUUGGUCGAUGAGAGCAAUGCAAUGGUGGCGGCACUGGUAAGUCAAUUGCGGACUGGCGAGGCGAGCAGUCACACAACAAACGCAGGAACGCAAUCAAUAAACGUUGUGACAAACAACGUAGAAAUCGCACCGCCCAUUACAGAAAAAGCAAAGGAUCAAGAUAAAAAUAUACGAGAGGAUCACUCAAGAAAUUUGACAACUACCGAUUCUUCUGACUUAAACAAUCAAGAACGAAAACCAAUUCAUCUAAAAGCACAGCCAACAAGUCAAUCUAAAUGUGCAACUCCUCAGCAAACAGAUACGACUGAACACUGCUCAAAAGAAUCACAUAAUUUAAAACCCUUUGAAAGUUUAUAUAAAACCAACGACUCUGCACACUUGGCUACACCGUAUCCCGCUCCUGAAAGUAAUACAGUUGAGAUUAUAAAAUCUGAUCCAGUUUCCAACGAAUGCACCCGCCUUGAACAAAACAUCGCUAAAGAGAUUUUAAAUCAGUUUUUAGAACAACCAACAGUCAGGAGCGAAACUGGUGAUAAAAUGCCAGAGCUGCAGGUUACCCCCGUACCUGUGAAGCCUGUGCAAGUGUUUGCAGAAACCGACACUGGAAAAAUUCAUAAUCCGACUAAUAAAACGACAGUGAAAAGAAUCGUGCGUAAAAACUCAAUAGACAAACCCGUUGAAAAGAGGAAAUCUAGCAAAAGUUUAGCUACAGAAACUGAACAACUCGUGGACCGAGAUAUAAUAAUAAUAAGCGAUAACCAACCAUCAACGAAUUUAGUAACAGAAAAAUUCGAAAACACAGAGGAGAAUAAUGUUCUUGGUGAAGAAAUAACGACUGAAGAAGGGCCUUCCCUCGAACCGCCUGUUGCACCCACCAAACCCAAAAAACCACGCAAAGUUAAAAAGAAAGUAAUCAUUAAACGUGAGCACCGCAAACUCUCCGUUGGAGAAAGUACAUUUUUUAAAGAUCCCGAGCAACCAGACACUACAUCAGCCGCUCUCGAGACUUUAGAGAGAGCUAUAGCAUAUGUAACAGAUGACGAGGACGAGGCGACAGAACAAAAUAUCGACCCCGUAAAGCCAGUCAAAUCCUGCAUGAAGCAACGGGAAUUUCAAGUAGGUGAGUGGGUGAUGUAUGGAGAGCGCUUCCGUAAGACGCAAAUCCGUUGGAAGAAAGGUCAAAUUACUGAACGCAUCACCAGCAUUUCUUAUAAAAUCAAGCUCGACGACAAAGAGGUUUCGGCACACAUCAGCUACAUCAAAAAGUACACUGGUCGUAAGGUUAAUUUCGGCGGCAAAGAGUAUUUGGAAAUCGACUACGAGCAAAUAGAAGAAGAAGAGCGUCGAGCGCGCACAUACAGUAUAUGGAAUAUGGUCUGAAAGUCAUGCGUCAAAUGCCGAAUAGCAUAUUUGAAAUACUACAUUGGAUAUGUAUGUACGUUGCAACAAAAGUUGUACUUGUAUAUAUUAUCUCAAAAAAGGAAAAAACACCAUCACCUUGGGUUUGUUUUGCGCUUCUGGCCUCGCAUUAAUUCGACUACCAACCAGAGCUUUUGCAGUAGACUAAUUUACUUGUACGUAUUAUAACUUAUUUAUUUACGAAAACGUUAUUAAAUAAUGUUGAUUUUAAUUUCGCAUAGACCUUAGAAUAGGAUUGGCUCGUUCGCUCAACAUUCUAUCGAUAUAAGCCAUUCAUUUAUGUAAAUAGUAGUCCAUAUUUUUUAAGUCUUCCCAAGUUAUUUGCUUUGUACAUAAAGGUCUGGAUGCUAUACAUUUUUCCAUUGAUGAGAGAUGCAAUUAGUGUACAAUUUAGUUAUUAGAUAGUAUCCUUCUCGUUUGCUUCUUUGAACAAUGGAAUUAGCCAUUGAAGAAAAAAUAAAAAACAAUUCAUGUAAAUACUGAAGUCUGAAUUUAUGUACAUAAAUAAAAUAAAUUUUAAAUAAAAA
This is a messenger RNA of Anastrepha obliqua, 4836 nucleotides long. RefSeq lists its product as uncharacterized. The record is from RefSeq and is a predicted model, not a curated record. Bases 197 to 4270 code for a protein of 1357 amino acids. NCBI's taxonomy places the organism in Eukaryota, Metazoa, Arthropoda, Insecta, Diptera, Tephritidae. The transcript has 2 exons.